CCAAAAGGAUUACACCCAGUCAGCCGUGGUGGUGUGAGCAUGCGCGGCUUUUGUUGUGAGCUGGGGAGGGGACAAAACUGGAGAAGAGACAACAGGCAAAAGAGACUCAGCAUCCAUUGUUCUGUUGUUCUCUGAGUGGCAGAAAAUCAUGGGAAGUGUUUUCCUGUCACCAAACCAAGCCAACUCAGUUCUGAAAAGGUUCCCAAGAGCAAACGGCCUGCUUGAAGAAAUAAAACAGGGGAACAUUGAGCGGGAAUGUCGGGAGGAAACCUGCUCCUAUGAGGAAGCAAGAGAGGCAUUUGAAAACGAUGAAAAAACAAGGGAGUUUUGGUACGAAUACAGUAAGGAAUUGAACGGCGACAACGGUUUCAGUGUAGAUGGAAAUCGCUUCCAUUCUGUCUACCUUAUCGUCCCCCUCCUGGCAGGCCUCCUUGUGAUAAUCGUUGUCUUGGUAGCUAUUUGGCACUGCCACUCCCGAAAGAUGUUUCAAAGAGGGACCACUUUCAGCGAGCGGAGGCAUCAACGGAGCCAGGCUGACAGAAGCAUGUCUCUGGUAGACAUGGAUCAUCGAGGCCACGUCUCUUACCAUCCUGGCACUUCUCCUCAAUCUGACAUGAGCACAAGCAGCGGCCUAACCGCGGCAUCCCCUGCAUACAUGGGGGCGGAUCUGGCGCCAGGGAGACUGUCAAAUGGAGAGCCGCCCCCUUCAUAUGAAGAAGCCACAGGACACACUGAUGUUCGGAUUGAAACAGCAGGGCCACAUACAGAUCUGCCUCCCCAGUACGAGGACAUAAUUAACACCAGUGUGACUGUAAGCAAUGUGAAAUAACUAGCUGUUGAUAAGGUUUGUCUUUUUACCAAAAGUCAGUAUAUUUAAGCACUUCAGAACUAAUAUUAUAAUAAUUAUAUAUAUUUCUUUUAAUAUGACCAUUUCCCCACACAGUCCUGGGAAUAAGGCUAGCUGCAUGUACUGUAAAUGCCAGCAUUUCAGUUAUGUGACUACUCUGUAAUCUGUUGAAGAUUGUAAAUAACAAAGUUUCAGAUAGAAAAUAAAAAAAAUAAAAAAAAUGUAAAAGUUAGGCUAGAAAUUAAUUGUAAAGCCUUUAUGCAUAGCACUGUCAAAAAAAGACAUUUUAACUGCUGGAGUAUGCUUUAAAACAAAUGAAACUGUGAAGGUAUAGGCUGUUUUGUGUUAUAAUUCAUGUCUGAAGUAGCCAAUAACUCCCUUGAACAUUUUAAAGUUCAAAAGACCCACUUUAGCACAAACGUUUUUAAAAUCAAAGAGGAACAUCAGGUGCAUAAUGCAGUUCCAAUGUUUGAGUGAGUGUUAGCCCACCACAGGUCACAGCGUUCUAUUGUUAAUAGACAAAUACUGCUGCCAUUAAAAUAAUUCAAGCAGUAUUUAAUAUUCCUAGUCUGCACCACCAUUGGGUAAUGUUUUAUGUAUAGCCAAUCCCCCCAGCCAGGGUCUUAUAUAAUUUUUGUGUAUCUUGAGCAUUUUACCUAGAUCAGGUACUGGAUUUCAGAUAUACUAAAACUUAAUUUGCAUUUUAAUUUCAGUUAAGGAAAGCUUAGUCAAGUCAAACAUUUAAAGUCAAACAUUUGCCAUUUUGAAUUUUCAAAUGUUCUUCUAGAUUUUUGGAUUUGGUCUUUGUUGCAAUGGACUGUCCUGGUAGCUCUACCAAAUCUCAGUUUCCUAACAAAAUAGUACAGUAUUAGCUGCUAAUGCUUUGAAAUCUUAAUAUUGUGUCUGAAGAGUCUGUCUCCUAGGUUUCAAUAAAGUAUUAAACUUGUUUUUAAUCAAAGCACAAAAAACUGAAGGAUAUUUAAUACAACCUUUGUUGCAUUGAAACAACUAAUGACUAGUUGAUUUAGAAAAUGAUAUAGAUGUAUCACAUUACUAAGGGUUUGACGUGCAGGACUGUUUAUGCAGAUCCUGGGCUGCAUUGAGAAGAAAGCAUUAUUCAGCUGGCAAGUUUGCUAUGCUAAUACUUUAUGAAUAUGGCCCAAGGAAACAUACACACUAGACAUUAAGACCUUUUCCCAGGUCUCGGUUAAAUAUUCUCAUAAUGUUUAAAUGCAUGCAAAAAUGUAACAAUUCUAAACUAAGACCUAAGAUUUCUAACUACCAGAGUUUAAAGUAGGGAAUAGCCUGCUGUACUCUAAAACCUACUUAGACCUCCAAUGAUCAGGGUUGCCAGUGCAUAGAUGUAAAGGGGGAGGGGUCUUAACAGUGUAGGAAUACUACUGCUUUGGUGUUUGGGAAUUUCACAAUGGUAAAGCUUGCUAUUUAUUAUUUGACUCUGGAUUUCUGCAAAAUGAAUACAUUGAGCUGAGAAGCAGGUGGUCAGAUUGCACGUCAGCAUAAAGCACUUUCAAUUUAUAGUUUGGAUUAUAGUUUUAAUCAAUCUUUGAAAAAAAAAAUGCUAUGAAUGGGCAAAUUCAUUUGUUCAUAACUUCUGGUUCUUGAAAACAACCAAACCAAAAUAAAAAAUAACAGUAAGUAUCUUUUUGUUAAAUGCACACUAUAGCUGAUAUUUUCUAAGCCUGGUUGCAGUACAAUAACCUUCAUGUAAAAUUAGUGAAAUACUGUAUUUUUAUAGGUGAAUUUUGUGGUUAAAGUUUUGCUAAUGUGUAUGAGUGUUAACCCAAUAAUUGUUUUCUCAUUUGUUUUUUGUUUGUUUUUUGUCUGGUGAAUGUAUUUAUGCAUAUUUAUCAUAUAUUCUGCCAUAAUGUAUGAUAGUGUGAGCAGCUGGGAAUAAUAAUUUCCAUUUUAAAACAAUUUCUGCGGCUUUGUGUGACUGUAUAACUAUUUCUAACCAAUGGGGUAGAAAAAAUGAAGGCAUGUACAAAAGUUGUAAUUGCUAGCUUUACAAAUGUUAUUUCAUGUUUACUUCUGUUUAUGUAUAAAAAUGUUAAAUAUUUGUGAAUUGACCCUACUAAUUCAUACUGGAUUACAUUUCAAAGGUGAUUUAACAUAUUGUAGCGUGCACAGGGGGAAGGCAGCAACAGGGCUGGUAGGCGACGUAAUCAUGCAUGAAGACAUAAGCCCGAUAUACACUCCUUGCAAAGGAGCCGGCUGUUUUGUACAGCAGUGUCGGCGCUAUGCUUUAUUGCGAGAGGCCCUAGGUUCGUGCCCGCUGUCCGCUUGUGUGAUGCGCCUGUGUGAUGCGCCUAUGUGAUGCACCUGCCUGCAUUAUCUGAGAUCGCUACAAUAUGGUUGACAUUUUCUUUGCGAGUCAAGCUUAGGGGGCAUGGGGUUGGGUGUGGGGGUGGAGGAAUAUAAUAUAUGGUCAUAUAUACUGGAUAACAAAACUUUUUUUUUCGUUUCUGUAAUCAAACUGAGGUGUCAGAAUUAAUUACCAUAAAAUGCAGUGUAAGUUGCAUUCAUUAAAAGACGUGUUUGUGAAGUGCCUUAUUUCAUAAACUAAAUUGAAUUUGUAAAAAAUGUAUUAAAAAAAAUAAAUAACUGAAAUAUUUAUAGGAAAAAUGUUGCUUGAAUCAAUUUGCUAUAAAAUGUAUUCCAAAACCCA
Molecule: messenger RNA, 3533 nt
Organism: Polyodon spathula (Mississippi paddlefish)
Lineage: Eukaryota; Metazoa; Chordata; Actinopteri; Acipenseriformes; Polyodontidae
Product: transmembrane gamma-carboxyglutamic acid protein 1-like
Exons: 4
Coding region: 149-829 (226 amino acids)
Cellular component (GO): extracellular region
Molecular function (GO): calcium ion binding
Source: RefSeq, a predicted model, not a curated record